Molecule: messenger RNA, 5057 nt
Organism: Macrobrachium nipponense
Lineage: Eukaryota; Metazoa; Arthropoda; Malacostraca; Decapoda; Palaemonidae
Product: guanylate cyclase 32E-like
Biological process (GO): intracellular signal transduction; cGMP biosynthetic process; protein phosphorylation
Cellular component (GO): plasma membrane
Molecular function (GO): guanylate cyclase activity; adenylate cyclase activity; ATP binding
Source: RefSeq, a predicted model, not a curated record
UUCUGCACCCACCCGGAAACCUCUGACAAGGAGAACUUCCCGACCUUCGCCCGCACUAGGCCUCCCGACACCCAGAUCAGCAAGUCCGUCACUUCCAUACUGAAGACGUUCAACUGGAGGAAGGUGACCUUCUUCUACAACAACUCCCCGGACGAAAACUUCAACAGGGUGGCAAGGACCAUCGUGAGGACCCUCCCCCGCCACAACAUCUCCAUCCAGGCGACGAGGAGCUGGGACGCCACGUACCACCACGGCUAUGAUCGGAACCCCUUCGUCACCAUGAUCAGAGAGACCUACAUGGAUUCCAGAAUAUACGUCGUUCUCGGUCACUACUACGAAUUCUUAGGCCUGAUGACUAUCAUGGAAGAGAAAGGCCUCUUUGAGAACGGGGAAUACUUCGUAGUGGGCGUGACCCUGAGCCAGUACGACAAAAACAAACCGGACAAAUACCUGCGGGAUCUUCUGAACGAGCACACAAACUCCACAGUCCAGGCCGCCUUCCAGAACUUCCUGGGUGUGGUCCCCUCCCCCUCCCCCUCCUUCGAGCUCUUCGCCACCAAGGUCAACGACUACCUGGAGAAGCCGCCCUUCAACCACCCAAACGCUCUCACCAGGAUUGGAGGGAGGAAAAAUAUCCGUGCGGAAGCCGCCUACCUGUACGACGCCGUGCACGUGUACGCCCGCGCCCUCAACAACACCCUGAAGGCCGGGAGCGACCCCCACAACGGACGUGCACUGAUCGCCUCCAUCUUGGGUACAACCUACAAGAGCGCCAUGGGCUACAUGGUUCGUAUGGACGAGCGGGGUGACGCGGAGGGUAACUACACAUUAAUUGGUCGACAGGAACACCACCUGAUACCUGGGGAGUUUGGUCUCUACCCCGUCGGAGGAUUCCGCUACAUCGAGGACGACUACAACGGCCUUCCGGUCCUCCACCUGACCAGCACCAUCCCUUGGAAGAUGGGCAGGCCUCCCAUUGACGAGCCCCCGUGUGGGUACAGGGGGCAUAAGUGUCAGUCUCAGACCGUUGAGAUAAUUGCCGGUGUGACUGGCGGAGUCUUCUUUCUGCUGAUCGUGGUGUCCCUGAUCGCCUACAGAAACUGGAGAUAUGAGCAGGAGCUGGACAGCCUGCUGUGGAAGAUCGACUACAAGGAAAUCAAAACCAACGACUGGACGCCGAGCCACAACCCCGUACAAAACAAGCUACCCAGGGGCUUAUAUUCCACGGUGAGGACGAGCCAGCUUUCCCUGAGCAGCAACCCUGACCUUGACUUUCGGUACGCCAGUGUCUACACUCAGCUGGGGAUCUACAAAGGUCGGGUCGUGGCAGUCAAACAAGUGUCCAGCAAAGCCGUCGACGUCACCCGCAGGAUCAAGAAGGAACUGAAGACGAUGCGGGAUCUACGCCACGACAACCUAUUGGGCUUCAUCGGCGCAUGCGUGGAUGCCCCCAACGUCUGCAUUGUGACGGAGUACUGUUCGAGAGGAUCGCUGAAGGACAUCCUGGAGAACGAAGACGUCAAGUUGGACAGCAUGUUCAUCGCGUCCUUAGUGGGCGAUAUCGUGCAGGGAAUGGUUUAUCUCCACGACUCGGCUGUCAAGUCCCACGGGAAUCUGAAGACGUCCAACUGCCUCGUGGACUCCAGGUGGGUCGUCAAGAUCACGGACUUCGGACUUCACGAAUUGAAGUCCGGCACCGAGGCCACCGCCCUGGCUGACCCCGGGGAGACACAGCGGAAGUGCAACGACCUCCUCUACAGCGCCCCUGAGAUCCUCAGGGACACUUCAGCGCCUCCGGCGGGUACCCAGAAGGGGGACGUCUACUCCUUUGCCAUCAUUUUGUAUGAGGUCCACGGACGCCACGGCCCAUGGGGGCGAACUGACCAGAGUCCCGUAGCAAUUAUUCGUCAGGUCAUGACAAGACCUUCUCCAAAUACGACCCCCUUCAGACCUCCCCUGAGCGCCCUGGAAGGAUGCCUGGACUGCGUACGGACCGUGCUGAAUGAGUGCUGGGCCGAGACUCCGGAAGACAGGCCUGAUUUCCGGACCAUAAGGACUAAAUUGCGGCCUCUGAGGAAGGGAAUGAAACCCAACAUCUUCGACAACAUGUUGGCGAUGAUGGAGAAAUACGCCAACAACCUCGAGGCGUUGGUGGACGAGAGGACGGACCAGCUCAUCGAGGAGAAGAAGAAGACGGAGGCGCUGCUGUACGAGAUGCUCCCGAGGUACGUGGCCGAGCAGCUGAAACGGAGGCGGAAGGUUCGAGGGGCUGCUGAGAACUUCGACGCGUCAGCCAUCUACUUCAGUGACAUCGUCGGCUUUACGGAGAUGUCGGCCGAGUCGACGCCCUUGCAGGUCGUCGAUUUCCUGAACGACUUGUACACCUGCUUCGACUCCAUCAUCGGCAACUAUGACGUGUACAAAGUUGAGACGAUAGGAGACGCCUACAUGGUGGUGAGCGGACUGCCUAUAAGGAAUGACGACCAACAUGCCGGGGAAGUAGCCUCCAUGUCCCUCCACCUGCUGGACGCCAUCAAGCGCUUCAAAAUCAGACAUCGGCCUAGCGACACGCUCAAACUACGCAUCGGUCUCCACUCAGGUCCAGUCUGCGCCGGCGUCGUGGGUCUGAAGAUGCCCAGGUACUGCCUUUUCGGCGACACCGUCAACACCGCCUCCCGGAUGGAGUCCACGGGGCAAGCUCUGAGGAUCCAUUGUUCCUGUACGUGCCGUGACAUCCUGGCCAACCUCGGAGGGUACUUCCUGGAGGAGCGGGGCAAGGUCAAGAUCAAAGGCAAGGGGGAAAUGACCACCUAUUGGCUGACUGGGGAAGACCCGGAGCUCAAGCGCCACAGGGAAUGGUCUCGCCGUCAGAGAGGGAUCUCGAGCAUCGGUCUGGCCAAGAACGGCUGCGUCGGGGGCCUGCGAGGGUCCCUGAGAUCCUGCAAGAACGUCCCGAUGUCUCUGCCGAGGACGCUGAGUCUAGAGUCUCCGAAGCGUCUCCGGUUUGCCAUGUCUGAGGAACUGGCCACUCGGGUCGUGAAAGAGGUGAGAGAGGAAAGGGACUCCUCGUCCCCACCGCCCCCCCAGUCACCAGCCUCUGACGACUGCACCGUUCGGAAAGUGAAUCUGGAAGUGAAGCGUAACUCGUGCCCCUGCAUCAAGGAGCACCACUCCCUAAUCAGCAGUGCCUUAGUGGCUCCCACUCCUCCUCCUCCUCCUCCUCUUCCCUCAUCAGAAAAGAGGGCUUCGAUCUCCGUUACCACUGGUACCAUUGCCCAUCUGGAGGUCCCCGUCUCCCCAACUUCCGGUGACGAUGAUAUUUUGUCUGCUAGUCGUAGAACUUCCAUCAGUGAGGUGAUAUCGCGUCCAUCCAGCCUUGUGGAGGGGACCGACGACCAGAACACUAUAAAACAUUCAACGGGAGAACCGCCGCCGGAGGUCCAGCCUCAAUCGUCUUGCUUUGAUGCUGAUUUCUCAAAUGUUCCUGCAUCUUCCUCUUGUCAAACUACAACACCCACUAAUCUAGAUCUCCCGAAAGACACUGGCAAGAGCAGUCCAUUUAGCAUCGACUUGACAAUACCCUUGCCCGUAACCCCAAGUAGAUCAGCCUCGACGAGAUCUGCCAGUACCUCCAGCGCCAUGCCUGUGACCUCGUCCCUCCUGGGGUCUCGGUUUUCCGUCUCCACCAACGGCAGCAGCAACAUCAGCCUCAUAGGCAACGGCAGCGGGAGCGGCGGUACCGGCAGAUGGCGGUCGCACAGUGUGGUACCGCUGGGUCUCAGAAGCGCCACAAGUAGUAGCGAGGCCCUGCCUGCAACGGCUUCGUCCUCUUCAAAUGCCGACGCGAGCGAGACCCGGGCACCGCGCCUCAGAUACUGUAGUAAGCAAGAAGUGUGCUCAACAUCAAAUGACUGUGAGGAGUCGUCCCCUCUACUGUCCAGUGUAGUUAACUAUAGAGUGAUUAACGAAGUGCACAAGCUUCCCGACCGUGAAACACCCGUGUAGGACUUCCCAAAGGCCACUGCGAAGUGAAUGUUCGUCUUUCCUGAGAGUAACUGCAUAUAAUAUAGAACUCCUAAACUUGCCAAGUGUCAACCCUCUUGAUAAAUGACCACCCCAGCAUUCAGUAUCAACACAAAACAACACAAAUCAGCAGUUGCAUCUCCAUGACUGUAGAUGGCACAAAGUAAGUGUUGGGGUAUUUUGGAGGCAGCAGUGAUGGGUUAUGGGUUAAUGAUAGAGAAACAUUACUGAAAGUGACAGCCUGUGCAUUUUCCAAGGAACACUACAGGACUUUUGUGUGUGUGUGUGCAUUGCAGUGAAUUGUAGAUAUAUUAAGUGAAUGGAGUGCAAGAUGUAAGGGUUAAAUGGUGUAUUUGUUUGUGUCUUGGAAAAAGGGUCCCAUUUCAGAGGCUUUGAGCAGAUUAUAACUGGAUUUCUGACACAAACCAGGUAAUCUCACUGCAAACUACAGAUGUUAUUUCGUGCAUAAUUAUUGAUGGAUAUGCCGUGGCAAGGAAAAGACAAUGAAGUGUGAGACACUUCUAACACAACGUCUCAAUUCCUGAGUGACUUUGCCAUUGACAGUGAGAUGCCGUGCGAGGAUCUUGUGUCCAUAGUGACUCUGCCAUUGAAAAUGAUGGAAAUUAUUAAUGGUCGUCAGUAGCCUAAUGGCAGUUGCCUGGUGACUGUUCUUCUGGACUCCUGUGUGGGCAUCAUCACCUGAUGAGGAAACUGCUGAGUCCUCGAAUCUAGAAACUUGUAGCAAGAGUACAGGAGUGUUUUUCAGCCUAGUUUUUUUUUAUUGCAGAUUUUGAUAACAGAGGAAAGUGAGAUUAGCAAAGAUUUUUAUAUUUCAACGCCUAUACCAAGAAAGCGGUCCCCAACCCCCUUUUUAAACGCAUGGUACCAUGUGGAUAGACCACCAUAUAUUUCUAAGCUUAGAGUUCUUUUUUUUUUUUUUAGAAUGUUUCAUACCGAGUUUGAACAAUCAGUAGAUUUCUGUGAGAGAGAAAAAUAUCACGUGGACAGAUCUUCCCGUUCAAAUUUCUAUAUAC